Molecule: messenger RNA, 756 nt
Organism: Exophiala aquamarina CBS 119918
Lineage: Eukaryota; Fungi; Ascomycota; Eurotiomycetes; Chaetothyriales; Herpotrichiellaceae
Exons: 3
Coding region: 1-756 (251 amino acids)
Biological process (GO): clathrin coat assembly; intracellular protein transport; clathrin-dependent endocytosis
Cellular component (GO): clathrin coat of coated pit; clathrin coat of trans-Golgi network vesicle; plasma membrane
Molecular function (GO): structural molecule activity; clathrin heavy chain binding
Source: RefSeq, a predicted model, not a curated record
AUGGCGGAUCGGUUUCCUUCAAUCGAAGACAUCGAUGCAGGUGAAACCGAUGUCCGGCCCGGUUCAAAUGCGCAGGGAAGUUUCCUGGAACGAGAACGGGCACUCCUUGGAGAAGAUGCGGAUCUAUUCGCGGCCAACGACAAGCCCGGCGCCGCUACAGUCGAAGAUGGCGAUGACGAUGACUUACUAGGAGGUGGCGAUGACUUUGUCUCUGCACCCCGGGGCUCUGGUGGCGCAGCACAGAACGACUUGGACUCUUUCGAGAGUUCAUUUCCUGCCAUCGACACGCGGAACGAUAAUGUCGGCCCUGGCGGCACCAUCACCAACUCCUCGCAGCCCUUCCAAGGGUCCGGCUACACGAACUACAAGGCACCUACGCAAGACGAAGACACCGAGCCGAUCCGCCAAUGGCGCGAAAAGCGCGAUGCAGACCUCAGCCGGCGCGACGAGGCGUCCCAGACCAAGAAACAAGAGACCAUCUCCACGGCCCAGAAGGACAUUGACUCGUUCUACGAGUCCUACAACCGCAAGGUCGACAAACAGAAAGCCCAGACGGCCAAGGAAGCCGAAGAGUUUCUGGCCAAGAGAGAAGACACAACCGCCGGAGGCACUUCGUGGGAGAGAAUUGCCAAGCUGGUCGAUCUGUCUGGUAAAGGCCAGCAGGGCGGUGGCGAUGGCAGCUCAAAGAAGAAAAUGCGUGAGAUGCUACUGAGCCUGAAAGGUGACAAGGACGCUCCCGGCGCUGGCGGCAUUUGA